This is a messenger RNA of Culicoides brevitarsis, 946 nucleotides long. RefSeq names its product transmembrane emp24 domain-containing protein bai (gene bai). Gene Ontology annotation, cellular component: endoplasmic reticulum-Golgi intermediate compartment; endoplasmic reticulum; COPII-coated ER to Golgi transport vesicle. Gene Ontology annotation, biological process: Golgi organization; intracellular protein transport; endoplasmic reticulum to Golgi vesicle-mediated transport. NCBI's taxonomy places the organism in Eukaryota, Metazoa, Arthropoda, Insecta, Diptera, Ceratopogonidae. The record is from RefSeq and is a predicted model, not a curated record. The transcript has 4 exons. Bases 88 to 705 code for a protein of 205 amino acids.
UUCUGUCAAAUGUUUAUCACAACUGUCAAAUUCGACGAAGUCCACGUAUUUUAAUCACAAAAAUAUUUUCCGAUUUGUCCGUUCGAGAUGAAAACCCUAAUUUUCCUGCUGAAAAUCUGCCUGAGCAUCAUGUAUGCGCAGGCAAUCAUGUUCAACCUGAACCCAAACACACAAAAGUGCUUGAAAGAGGAGAUGCAAGCUCAUCAAAUUGUCGCUGGCGAAUACGAAGUCAGUUCGGCACCCGGACAAAAAAUUGACUAUGUGGUUCGCGACAGCAAGGGACACAUUUUCACACAAAAAGAGGACAUUUCGAGGGGGAAAUUCUCAAUUACGUCAGAAGUGUACGACACUUAUGAGAUUUGUUUCAUCUCGAAAGUGCUCGGAGGGCAUAACGGCGUCGUGCAAGAAGUCUCGUUGAACACCAAAAAGGGCAUCGAGACCAAAAGUUACGAAGGAUUGGGCGAAGCUGCUAAAUUGAAACCUCUCGAAGUAGAUCUCAAACGUUUGGAAGAUCUCUCGGAUGCAAUUGUUCAAGAUUUUGCUUUGAUGCGCAAAAAUGAGGAAGAAAUGCGAGACACUAAUGAAUCAACCAACAAUCGUGUCCUUUUCUUCUCAAUCUUCAGCAUGUGUUGCCUUUUGGGGCUCGCAACAUGGCAAGUUCUGUAUCUGAGGCGCUUCUUCAAGGCGAAGAAAUUGAUCGAGUAGUUAAAUAAUUAAUUAAAAGUGAUUUUUUUUGCGCCACACUCACAUUUCAACACAACAAGAACAACCUCGACUGUCUUCAGGAAUAACAAAAAAUGCUACAAACUCAACUUUGACAAAAAUUUUCCGUGCGGUAUUAAUUUUUUCUCUCAACUUUCGGUUUUUUCUCUAAAAAAAAAAGUAAAUAAAUAAGGGAUUUUUUGUUAAUUUUAAAAAAUUCAUAAAAAAAUUAUUUUUUUUUAUU